Messenger RNA from Echinococcus granulosus, 1563 nucleotides. Its product is annotated as Dual specificity protein kinase CLK2. The record is from RefSeq and is a predicted model, not a curated record. NCBI's taxonomy places the organism in Eukaryota, Metazoa, Platyhelminthes, Cestoda, Cyclophyllidea, Taeniidae. Gene Ontology annotation, molecular function: protein kinase activity; ATP binding. Gene Ontology annotation, cellular component: nucleus. Gene Ontology annotation, biological process: protein phosphorylation. Bases 1 to 1563 code for a protein of 520 amino acids. The transcript is spliced from 2 exons.
AUGGGUCUUUCUCGUCAUCAUCGUUCCAAUAGCAACCAUCGAUGCUGCUAUGAUUUUCGGUUCCGUGACGUUACAACACAUGAAAUUUCAGACUCGUCAAAGUCAUUUUCUGCGACCUCUUCCACCACAUCUAAUCACAAGCCGAAAUUGUCUUCUUCAGGUUCAAAAAAUUAUUCUUCAAGCUAUGGAUGUUCUCAGUCUGAGAAAACUUACUUUGAGAAUGUUCGUAAAAGGCACAGGCCUAGCUCGCCCGCUUUAUCUCCCCGUAAGUCUCGACGGCUUGGUGCAACGAUUAAAAAUGGCAGAGACGAUCACCUCCUCGACGGUAACUCCUCAAGCCCGGUUGUUCGUUUCCUAAACGGUGGCCCUGAGUCUCAUGUUUCGGUUGAGAGGUCCCGCGAUCGCGGCCGGAGCAUUAGUCACGUCUCUCCGACGCUGAAGCGGAAACACGGUGGUUCCGAUCAUCACUCUUCCAUUCGCCCCAGUCACAAGCGCAAGCGCCAGCGGCGAAGCAAAGAGAGAGCCAAGCGCAGAGAGAGCCACGAGCAUCACAAGCGCGGCACGGCCUCGGCUGUCGUUCCUCUCGGGGAGGUCAUCAAACGACGAUUCGAGGUGCGUAAGGUCCUAGGUGAGGGCAGCUUCGGACAGGUUCUGGAAUGUCUUGAUCUUCACACGCGCUCACGAGUGGCAGUUAAGGCGUUGAAAAGGCUUGAGGACUACCAGGAGGCGGCGAAGCACGAGGUGGAUGUCCUUGAUACCAUCUCUAAGGCUGAUCGUAGUUUACGCUCUAAUUGCAUUGAAACUAUUGACUUUUUUGACUGGCACAGGCAUUACUAUAUCGUUUUCCCCCUGCUAAGCACUAGCGUAUUCAACCUACUUGAGCGGAAUGAUUAUGAGCCCUAUCCCAUCGAUUAUGUUAUCGCUAUUUCUCGUCAACUCUGUGAAGCCGUCGAUUUCAUGCACAAACUGAAAAUUUGUCAUACGGAUCUUAAGCCAGAAAACAUCAUGUUUGUCUCCUCUGAGUUCACUGCAGUUUACAAUGAUAAACGAGGUAGAAGUGUUUGCCUUGUACGCGAUCCUCGAGUCAAAGUCAUCGACUUCGGAUCUGCUGUUAUGGAGGGUGAAAGACGCCCUACCACCAUCCAGACGAGGCAUUACCGGGCACCUGAAGUCAUUCUUGAAUGUGGGUGGUCAUACUCUGCAGAUGUCUGGUCUGUCGGUUGUAUUAUUUAUGAACUAGUAACUGGUCAAUGCCUCUUUAUGACCCAUGAUAACCUUGAGCAUUUGGCAAUGAUGGAGCGAUUCCUCGGUCCUUUGCCCAAGCACAUGGUCAGGAGCAGUCGGAGAAGGCGGUACUUCAGGCGUGGCCGGCUGGAUUGGGACGUUAACAGUGCGGAUGGACGGUAUGUGCGGCGGCAUGUCAAGCCCCUAGGUGACCUCUGGCUUUCCACUGGUGAUCUUAGCGCCAGACUUGCUCUUGAUCUCGUCAGAGAAAUGCUUGUCUAUGAUCCAGACGCUAGAAUAUCUCCCCAGGAAGCGUUGGAACACCCCUUCUUCCAAUAA